Drechmeria coniospora is the source of this 963-nucleotide messenger RNA. Its product is annotated as Mitogen-activated protein kinase HOG1. Gene Ontology annotation, cellular component: nucleus; cytoplasm. The transcript is spliced from 2 exons. Lineage: Eukaryota; Fungi; Ascomycota; Sordariomycetes; Hypocreales; Ophiocordycipitaceae. Gene Ontology annotation, biological process: cellular response to oxidative stress; stress-activated MAPK cascade; protein phosphorylation. The coding region runs from base 1 to 963 and encodes 320 amino acids. The record is from RefSeq and is a predicted model, not a curated record. Gene Ontology annotation, molecular function: ATP binding; MAP kinase activity.
AUGGCCGAGUUCGUCAGUGCCCAGAUCUUCGGCACGACGUUUGAGAUCACGUCCAGGUACUCGGAUCUCCAGCCCGUUGGCAGGGGGGCCUUUGGCGUCGUCUGCUCCGCCCGUGACCAGCUCACGAGCCAGAACGUGGCCAUCAAGAAGAUCAUAGAGCCCUUCAGCGACCCUAUCCUCGCCAGGCGCACAUACCGAGAACUCAAAAUCCUCAAGCACAUGAGGCACGAAAAUGUCAUCUCGCUCCGCAACAUCUUCAUCUCCCCCCUCGAGGACAUCUACUUCGUCACAGAGCUCCUCAGCGCCAACCUGUACCGAUUAAUCACCUCGCGACCGCUCGAGAAGCAGUUCAUCCAGUACUUUCUCUACCAGAUCAUGCGCGGCCUCAAGUACCUGCACUCGGCCGGCAUCGUCCACCGCGACCUUAAGUCGAACAACAUCCUCGUCAACGAGAACUGCGAUCUCAAGAUCUGCGACUUCGGUCUUGCCCGCGUCCAGGAUCCCCAGAUGACGGGCUACGUCUCGACCCGGUAUUACCGGACCCCCGAAGUCAUGCUCACGUGGCAAAAGUACGACGUUGAGGUCGAUAUCUGGAGCGCGGGCUGCGUCUUGGCCGAAAUGCUCGAGGGAAAAUCCCUAUACCCGGAAAAGGACGACAAAAGGCAGUUUGCUAUUAUUACCAAGCUGCUCGGCAAGCCCCCGGAUGAUGUAAUCGGUGCCAUCGCGAGCGAUAGCAAGAUGCACUUCUCCCUCGGCAGCAUGUUUAAAAACGCCGACGAGUCAGCCAUCGACCUCCUCGAGCAGAUGCUCGCCUUCGACCCCUCGACGCGGAUAACGGCCGUACGCGCCCUCUCCCACGACUACCUCGCUCCGUACCAUGACCCCACCGACGAGUUGGUGGCCGAUGAAAGGUUUGACUGGAGUUUCAACGACGCCGACCCGCCUGUACUUGGAAGAUUAUGA